Molecule: messenger RNA, 7676 nt
Organism: Polypterus senegalus (gray bichir)
Lineage: Eukaryota; Metazoa; Chordata; Cladistia; Polypteriformes; Polypteridae
Gene: fgd1
Product: FYVE, RhoGEF and PH domain containing 1
Exons: 18
Coding region: 1130-4045 (971 amino acids)
Biological process (GO): filopodium assembly; cytoskeleton organization
Cellular component (GO): cytoplasm
Molecular function (GO): metal ion binding; guanyl-nucleotide exchange factor activity
Source: RefSeq, a predicted model, not a curated record
GGAGGAAGGGGGAGAGUUUCGGAUGUCGGUUGGCUUUUCUAACUCCCUGUCUCGGCUCAGCAGCUGGAGAAAUCCAGGAACGCAGCCCGGUCUUCUGCAGCCCCCUCCGGACGAAGGGAACAAACAUUUACUGGACUUUGAAAGAAAGUUGGCUUUCGGCACAGCUAAAGUCGGCCCGGCCAGCGUGGGCGCUUCUCUUGGCUUCGAGAGGGAGAAAAGGAAAAAUCCGUUUUUUUUUUCUUUCUCUCGCGCUCGUCUGGUCCAGAAAACAAAUCGGAGAUGUCUACUAGAAGAUUUGCUGUUUGGUCUGUUUUGAAUCUGGCGACUAAAGGCUGAGUUUGCAUAUUUUUGGAUCGCAUUGGGAAAGAGGGAGGAAAAAAUCUGGAGACUGUAGCCAGUUUCUGAAAUAAAGAGCUGCACACGUAUAGUUGCAAAGCGAACCACCAAAAUCGGAACAGAGACCAUGGAAUAAAAAGACUGCAAUAUGCUUGUAUUUACUUACCUAUAUUCGUUACUUACAAAAAACUUAUCAAAGGAGCAAACACAAUGUUCAACUUUGGAUAGAAAAGUGUAAUUUUCAAAGGACACAAAGGACUUAACGUACGAUUUCAUCAACAGAAGAUUUUUUUUAAAUCAACUUUAUUAGUUGAACCAAACAUUUUACAUAUACAAAGAAACAAUCUUGAGUUUAGGAAGAUGUUACCUGGCUAUUUACGUUUCAUUUCAGAUGCACGCGGUAGAUGAAUUGUUGUAACGGAAACCGCAGUUCCGGGAUUCUCCGUUUUCUUUAGUCAAACCGUUAUGCAUCGGUGAAACAACGACAAGCAAUCUGGAUACUUUCUUUGUGAGGAAUUAUGGUUCUACUGGAAUCGACGCUGAAACGGCGAAUCAAAAGGGAGUGUCAUUUUAGUUCUUCUUUACAAUUUUUUUGAUGGCGGUAUUUGGAUUGUGGGUUACCCUGGACGGAGCACACACUUUUUGGGCAGCAGGAGAAUACAGCAGCCGUGGCCGAAAUACUUUACGAAAGCAUUGGAGAGAAGCCGCCACUGCCGCUUUUGCCCGUCAGAGCGGCGCUCGAUCACCGGAGUCGUAGCCUGCCCCGCGCAUCGUACUACGUCCUUACUCAGGAAUGCAUCUGAACCGACCAAAGAGCGCCUUCAUCAACUGCUCUCCUCCCGUGUCUCCCACUGACCAGCCUGGAUCCUACUCCCAUCAGUUCAAAACCAUGCGCUUCUCUUACCACAUCCGAGGGGGUAUGCCGAGCCCCCAGCAGUCGCUACGCAGGUCAGGCUCUACCUCCAGCCCAAGGGUUCUAACCAAGAGCCUUUCCCUGGAGCCAGGCCCCUGUGCAGGAGGAAGGGAAACCCCACAUCGCCUCUGCUCGGACCCUGGACCCUUCAGCCCCGAGGACUGUAACGGGACAAGUGAGAAGCCAGCGCCAAAGCCGAAACCGCUGCCUUCAGGGCCCAAGCCACAGGUACCCCCGAAGCCAGCACAUCUGCAAAGUGGAAACCGGCCAAGAGGCAACGAGCAGCACAUCCCCCCACCGCCGUCACGACCCCUGCCUGCAGACCCACGAGGAGGACGGGGGACCCUUUCCCGGCUGGACUCUGCGCCUGCACCCUCCUGUGUGCUGUCACUCAUUGAAAAGUUUGAAAGAGAGCAGAUCAUCCUGGUCCCGGACAGCAGCGGCCUCUUACCAUGUCUUCCACGAGUUCCCGAUCCCAGUCUGGAUGUGAGUUCCACGACAGAAAGUACUCCCAUCAACCCUUCAGACUGCCAAGCUGUGCAAGGUAGUGAAACAGAAGUCAUCUCUGCCUCUGCAGAUGUUCCAGAUUCGGUCAUCCAUCAGCCCCCUAAUUCCAAGAGACGCCUGUCAGCUGAAUCGGGUUACAGCACGGCUGACAAGCUUUCGGACGCGCUGGAGAUGAAGGACUUGUUGGCAGACCAAUCUGGAUACUCUACGGACUGCUCGGAACGGCUGAGUCUACCCUCAGGGGGCCUUCUGCCUCAGACGGACAGUAAACUGGCCAACAGGGACAGUGGCAUCGACAGCAUCAGCUCACCGUCGCACAGUGAGGAGCUGUGCUUCGCAGGAGAGGAGGACAGAGAGAGGGAGCGGGCAGCCACUCCUUUACAGAGCCUGCCAUCGGUCAGUGCUGUGGGACGUGGGCGUCCGUCAAGCAGUGUCAGGGACAGGGAGCAUGAUUCUGAGGGGGACAGCGAUCUGGAAGAAGGCAGCGGAGAUGAAAGCGAAGCAACUCUGCCACCCAAAGCCGAGAGGCAGGACUCCAUUGAGUUGUCCGCUCAGCAGAAAGUGUUCAACAUUGCUAAUGAGCUGCUCCUGACAGAGAAGGCCUAUGUGGCUCGGCUCCACCUGCUGGACAAGGUGUUCUGUGCCCAGCUGAUGGAGGAGGCUCGAACUCGCAAUUCUUUCCCUGCUGAUGUUGUGAUGGGAAUCUUUUCCAACAUUUGUUCAAUCUACUGUUUCCAUCAACAGUUCUUGUUGCCAGAGCUGGAGAAGCGCAUGCAGGACUGGGAGUCAAAUCCCCGAAUUGGAGACAUUCUUCAGAAGUUGGCACCUUUCUUGAAAAUGUAUGGCGAGUAUGUAAAAAAUUUUGACCGUGCCAUGGAGCUUGUCAACUCCUGGAUAGAAAGAUCGUCACAAUUCAAAGCCAUCAUUCACAAUAUCCAGAGGGAGGCUGUUUGUGGAAAUCUAACCUUGCAGCACCACAUGUUGGAGCCCGUGCAGAGGAUUCCACGCUAUGAAAUGCUCCUCAAGGACUACCUGAACAAGCUUCCAUCUGACUCCCCUGAUGUGAAGGAUGCUGAAAAGUCCCUGGAGCUGAUCGCAACUGCCGCUGAACAUUCCAAUGCAGCCAUUCAGAAAAUGGAGCGUAUGCACAAGCUUCUCAAAGUCUAUGAGCUACUUGGCGGAGAAGAAGACAUUGUGAAUCCCACUAAUGAGCUAAUUAAAGAAGGACACAUCUUGAAACUCUCUGCCAAGAAUGGGACUACACAGGACCGCUAUCUCAUACUGUUCAACGACAGGCUACUGUACUGUGUUCCCAAGUUACGUCUAAUUGGUCAGAAAUUUGGUGUGCGUGCCAGGAUUGAUGUGGCAGGAAUGGAGGUUAAAGAAACGGGCAGUGCAAAUUCCUCAAAAACGUUCAUAGUGUCCGGAAAACAAAGGUCCUUGGAACUGCAGACGGGAACUGAAGAGGAGAAGAGGGACUGGAUUCAGGCUAUCCAAGCUACUAUUCAGAUGCAUGUCCAGACUUUGGAAACUCUGAAAGUUCUCAACAGUUCCUUAAGAGAAGAAGACUACACUCCACCCAACUCGCCUAACACAGACCUGGGUAAAAGAGCUCCGACCCCCAUUAGAGAAAAGGAAGUGACGCUGUGUAUGAAAUGCCAAGAAUCCUUUAACUCCAUUACAAAGAGGAGGCACCACUGCAAGGCCUGUGGAUAUGUGGUUUGUGGGAAGUGCUCAGAGUUCCGGGCUCGCCUGCUCUAUGACAACAAUCGCCCUAAUCGGGUGUGCAUUGAUUGUUAUACUAUGCUACAUGGAGCCCCACCUAGCCCUGGAUGUCCUGGACAAGCCCCUCAACGGCGCAAGUCAAUUCUGGAGAAGCAGGCCUCAGUGGUAGCCGAGAACAGUGUUUUAUGCAGCUACAUGCACUACAUGGAAAAGGGCAGUGGCAAAGGCUGGCAGAAAGCCUGGUUUGUUAUUCCAGAAAACGAGCCUCUUGUCCUGUACGUCUAUGGCGCCCCCCAGGACGUGAAAGCCCAGCGUAGCGUACCACUCAUUGGAUUUGAGGUAGCGUUGCCCGAUUCUUCAGACAGGCUGGACCGGCGUGGUGCCUUCAAGAUAAGCCAAAGUCACUUGACGCUGUACUUCAGUGCCGAGAGUGAGGGAUUACAGCAUCGCUGGAUGGAAGUGUUGUCCAGAGCUGGUCGAGGAGAAGAGUUUUCAGGACACGCAUCCAUCUUGGAGGCGGAAGAAGAAGGGUUAGAGGCCACAUCUGUAGAGGAGAAUACGUGAUCACCCUGCGCCUUGUUUCCAUGUACCUGUCAGGAAGCACAUGGUGGUGAAGGGGCUGGGAACUGCUAACCUCCGACAAAGCACAUGAAAAGGAAUUUGGUUCAAAUCGGUGAUCUAGAAACAGAGGGUCCAGUUUGCCUGUAAGCUAAAUGUUUGUGUAUGUUCUGCCUGUUUCCAACGAACAACUCAAAAGAUCUACCAGAAAUGAUUUGCAUGGGAGUGAGUGGACAGGCACAAGUUCUUCUGCUUUGGACCUCAUCACUCCUCUCUCAAAGUGCAGCUGGCCUUUCUACCUCCUACAGUAAAAUGCACAGUGACUAGUGAUCCUCCUCCAUCCUCUCUUGGCCUUCCUGACCUCAUGGAGUCUCGUAAUUCACUGUCCAAUCCAUUCAGACCAGUGAUGCUUCAUGGGAACAAUGAAACUAAGAAUUGGCCAUGUAAGCACUGCAGGGAAAUCCUGAAGGAGCCUGCUGCAGUCUUUGGCCUUGGCAUCUGUAGGUACUCUUAUCGUGCACAGCCAUUGAUCUUCAUCAUAUCCACAGGAAUACAGAGGUUUCUCUGGAUGGACAUGAAAGAGGUCAGCAUGUGUUCUGACUGCCCCCUCACACCAGCCGCUCUAGAUAUCUGGAAUCCAGAUGGCAUACUUUGAGAAUCAGGUACAUGGAAAUGCAGGUGGACAUUCAGAAACUCAAAUGGAAUUUCAUUUUGAACAUCCAGAGAUCCCGUCACCCAGCCUUCCAUGGUCACCCAGGGUAUUACUAUCCCAUUACCUUCUGUUUCUUGCAGAACUUUGUUAUUUUUUGUAAAUAAAGACAACAGUGGGGGGUUCCAUCAUUUCUCCUGAACAAAAUGAACUGUGGUGGAGCGUGAGAGCCACAACUCCCAUGAGUCUGCUGGAGUGUCCAUUGGAGUGUCCGCUCUGUCACACCAAUCCUUGGUUGAGCCUCCCAGUGCGGCCACUGGGCCAAGUGGAAAACUCAAACUCGGUCGGGUGGGGUUGUUUAGGCGGUGGACAAAAGCCAGCCAACUUCUUUCAAAAUGUACUUUCUAUCUGAAAGGAGGGAUUCUCUUUUGCACUUUUUUCGUUUUUUCAAUCAGGAGUUCUUUGUUUACUUGUACAACUUUAUACAUAUUUAAAUUUAUUUGACAAAGCCAUCUCCAAUUGCAGCAUUCUGAUUAAUGGAAUCGAAAAAAAAAGAAACAAACUGUAAAGGGAACAAUGCAUCUGAAUGGGACACUCGAGGAGGAUAUUUUGUUUUUUAAAUAAAGCAACGUGCAUUCGAGAGAGAGAGAACGGUCAGAUCGGACAUCGGGAUGUCUUCGUGAUUUCCAGGGUUUUGAAAACCCGAUGUAAAUAUUUGUGCCAAAAGAAAAUGUUCUUGAACCCAGUGAGGAGUCUGCUUGUUAAAAGGAGCCGCAAGGGGAGCCAUUUGGGUGGCUGGUUCAGGUUUGGUGUUUGCUCUCUGAUGGUCCAAAAGCAACCCAAAGCAAUUCGAUGACAGAUUACGUUUGUAUAUAUAAUUUAUUCUGUGUCUUUCAAGGUAAAAUGGUUGGCAGGCCUCUCACCGCUUUGUAUGCACACCUUUUUCUUCCCUGCCAAUGCUGAAGGAUGUGCGAGGCGCCUCUCUCGACUGUGUGUGUCUGUCACGGCUCGCUCUGCAGGGAGUAGUGCAAUACAAGAAGGCAGGUGGUGAACGUGGGGGCAGCCGAGCUUCACGCCUUUUCAGCAACAGCGUCAGACCUCAUUCUGUCUCCUGCAAUUACAUCUUCAAGGAUUUAAACACAAUGUUUCUAUCCAAAGGUGUGCAGCGCAACGUGCACGAUCAGGGCCGUCCAUUUUAAACGUUGUCGUCAACUGCAAGUGAUUCGUCAGGCUGGCAGCUGUUCCGAUGUUUAAUGAAAGUAAGAGGCCUGCGAGGCUGCAGAGCUCUUAGAAGAGACACUGGGUUCACUGUUAACGUCACAUUUUACAUAUCAAAUGAUGGUGGCUUACCGGAAUGGCGGACACAUCGGCCAGAAAAACAACAAAAGUUCGGCCCGAUCCCAUUUCACUAUUUCCAGGCACUUUACUCUCCUUUGAGCCAAUCGCCCUGCUCACAAUCGUCCCACCCAAGUGGGGACAUGAGGACGCCAAACUGUCCUUUUGCUAGCACUGUGACGUUGUUCCAUGGUGCCUGGUGGUGGGUAGAGCUGCCACGCUGUGGGCAGGCUGAGUCCACGCACUGUGAGCUUAACAGCAGGAAAUUCCACGCAGGCGUGCUUCCAAGUGGGCCGGUGAGGAGUUUAUGGGUGAUAAUUUAAUGCGGACGUCUCGCCUCAUUUCACGACGUGAACAAAAAGAAGUAAGUGCGUGGUAAGAGCGGUCGAGUUAUAUCUGGAGUGGUGCGGUAAACAGUUGAUGUGUUUUGUGAAAAAUGUCGCGCCAAUCUUUAUUUGUUUUUUAUACGGAAUGUGCAACAAAUUAACAGCAACUUCACGUUUUAGGAAACGUGGACUUGAAGGGAAAGGCAAGACACACGGAGGCCACGUGGUCAUCCAGCUAUUAAAAGGCCAUAUCGAAGUUGAUACAAACCCGCAUACGCUGUCCGAGAAAGAAUCGCGCCUGAUGAUAAAGACCCAACCCAGUAAAGGAAUAAACACGUUUGAAAAAUGCACGAAUGAAUGAGAUUUUCUAUAUAUUAUGUAAUUCUUUUAACUCAUUUUCUACCACUGUGGAAAAAUCUGAAAUGUAAUCGUCUGUAGAAAGUCUCCACGAGUUUAAGGAGAAAAUACAAACUAUACAAACGGGGACAGCGUUGGAAAUCAAAGUGACGCUUCUGGAUGGCAGUCGUGUCAUUUUUCCUACUCAGCGUGCAUUAAAUGGAAUACAUGUUGCUGAAUCGGCUUUAAGUGAUGGCUCCCAGCAUGGCCAUGAAUAAAACGACAUGGCCUUCCACUCGUGUGUUUACGGCGCUGCCACUGCCACCCUUGCCUGCCCAUGUCACUGUAUUGUAUCUGUUGCCACCUUACCCCCGAUACAGCUGGAAUGGCUUAUCCCCACCCCACCCCACCCCGACCCUUAAAUUUGCAAUAAGCAGGUUCCUGGCAGCCGUGCUGAUCGAUGUGAAGACUGGGAUGUUGGGGUGACAGAUCAUUUUAAUAAAUUAUUAUUGCUCAGCUGCACCAUUUCCACAAUCCAAAUUAUGAAGAGCUGCACCACAGUGAUGGUGAAAGGUGACCUCAUCGCUCGCUGCGGUGUCACCACUCAUCAGGACUGAAUACAUGACUGUGACCAACAUGGGAGCUGCUGGGUGAAUGCAUCCCCUGCCAUGAGCCCCUCCAGGCUUGACGUGUAGUUUCUGAGAGCUUAUGGGGCCGAAUGGCCUCACGUUGCUUACACUCGCACCCCCACAGUGACGUUUGGUGGCAGCUCUAGUCGUGAUGUCUGGCCUACCGUGUGUUUUUAAGGUCCAGUCGUGUCUACAAUUUACAGAUAAACACCAGCAGAGUGUGAGUUUGUGACACCGCUAGUCUGGUCACCGGCUUGGGUUCCGCUCGGCACAGAUGAAGCCAAUGGAUCGGCAGCAAUCUGCUGAGUGAAUAAUAAUAACAGACGGCACGCGCUUGGAAGCUGGAGGCGCUAGAUCACCAU